Trematomus bernacchii (emerald rockcod) is the source of this 1647-nucleotide messenger RNA. RefSeq names its product calsenilin-like. The coding region runs from base 274 to 1047 and encodes 257 amino acids. Lineage: Eukaryota; Metazoa; Chordata; Actinopteri; Perciformes; Nototheniidae. Gene Ontology annotation, cellular component: voltage-gated potassium channel complex; nucleus. The transcript is spliced from 11 exons. Gene Ontology annotation, molecular function: RNA polymerase II cis-regulatory region sequence-specific DNA binding; potassium channel regulator activity; calcium ion binding. The record is from RefSeq and is a predicted model, not a curated record. Gene Ontology annotation, biological process: regulation of potassium ion transmembrane transport; negative regulation of transcription by RNA polymerase II.
AGAUGUGCUUCAGGAGCCAAAUGAAGGUGUGAUCAUGUGACCUCUGAACUCGGUCGCUGUCCUUGGUGCUGAAGAUCGACAGGAGCUGUCUGCGGUGCUGAACAUUUACAAUCUCGCAGUGUGAGCGCAGCACUCGGAGACGCUCUGCUCCUCCUCCAGAUCUCUGUGUCUCUCCGUCUCCCUGCUGCUGCUGAUCACUUCGUCUGAGGAGCGCGAGCGAGAAGGAUUGCAGCGAGGUCACUCUGCGAAAACAGCAACACACAUCCAAACGCAAUGCAGGCAGAUGGGAAGGCAGUGGAUGGCGGCCUGCUGCCUGAUGCCAACGGGAAGGACCCGAACCCUGGUGGACAGACAGAGGGCUCCAAGUGGCAGAAACCACGGCUCACACGCAAAUCUCUGAUGAAUUGUUGUCUCGUCAAGUGGAUCAUUGCCAGCACCACGCAACAAGGGCCAGAUGACAGCUGUGACGGAGAACUUGAACUCUCCAUGGUGCGUCACCAGCCCGAGGGCCUCGAUCAGCUCCAGGCCCAGACACAGUUCACCAGGAAGGAGCUCCAGUCGCUCUACAGAGGCUUUAAAAAUGAAUGUCCCAGUGGGCUGGUGGAUGAGGAAACUUUCAAAAGCAUUUACUCUCAGUUCUUCCCUCAAGGAGACGCAACCACGUAUGCACAUUUCUUGUUCCAAGCAUUUGAUAUGGACAGAAGUGGCUCCAUCCGGUUUGAGGAUUUUGUGAUAGGACUGUCUGUGUUGCUAAGAGGCUCUGUCACAGAGAAACUUCGAUGGGCGUUCAACCUUUACGACAUCAACAAAGAUGGCUACGUUACAAAAGAGGAAAUGAUGGCAAUAAUGACGUCAAUUUAUGACAUGAUGGGCAGAUAUACCUUACCCAGUGUACGGGAUGAUUCUCCAUAUGAGCAUGUGGAGAGAUUCUUCCAGAAAAUGGAUCGGAACAGAGACGGCGUGGUGACUAUUGAUGAGUUCAUAGAAACCUGUCAAAAGGAUGAAAACAUUAUGGCUUCCAUGCAGCUCUUUGAGAACGUCAUCUAAUUUCUGUUCAGAGACGGGGAUCAGUAAAGCGCUUCCAGCUGCAAAUGAAAUCACUUCAUCCUUCCUGGAAAGGGUAAACCAGGUCGUGCAACAUAUUUGACUCAUUUGAACACACAGUGGAAACAACUAUUACUUUUCCCGUCCAACUGUUCUAUGCAGAGAAGUGUGCAGAAAUCACCACGAGUGUUUUUUUGCAUGACAAUUGUUUUUGUGUACAUGAAGGGAAUGUGAAAAAAGUCACCAUACCAGAUGAGCAUGAGUGAAUGCCCAACAAAGCAUGUGAUGCAAACUACAUUGAAGACAAACAAAAAGUAUAUUUAUGUUUGAGUUCUACAGAUUGUUGUGUCCUAAAUGUGACCCUGUCAUUGACAUGUUGACGCAAAACCUGCUGAAAUAAAUAAACUACCUUCACAUUCUGAAAGAUCUACUGAAUAUCUUCACGACACACAAAGCAGGGAUGUGUGCAAGCGGGGCUUAAUUAUUUACAGAAUAAACAGUCUUGCACAACUCAACAUCUUGCCAUGAUUACAUCGGACGUCUUAUAUUUGAAGUUAUGUAACUGUUCGGCUGCAAAACAUCAAUAAAACCAAGUACUAUGCA